AUGGCGCGCAAUGAAGUUUUUGACGGCCCAAUAUCAGAAAGCAUUCCAUCCAGUGUAGUGUCAUUUGCACAUCGACGCAAUCGGACGGACUCGAUAGUCAGCUUCACUUACUUCCAGGAUGAUGAUGAUUCCAUUGAUCUGCCUAACGAAGAAGCGGUAGAUGUUGCAGGUGAGCUCGACGGAUUAGUCACAGGCGACACCAGUGAAGCAGAUGAAUCCAUCGUGUCUCACAGACCAAAGAGGCUUUCACGCUCCAGGCAUUCUGUAGAGGAUCCUCUUCUUUCCAGACAUCCACCUUCCAGUCCACAUGAUAGGGAGUGGAAAGGCGGUAGCAGACUUAAUCAGAAAGUCCAUAUUGCCUCAGAGGAUCUAACCAUUGUUAUUGCCGGCUUUUCAACCCACCUCCUAGGGUUAAUAGUCUAUUACAUGCUUUGCAUCCUGACUUUUGGUUUUGCUUAUUUGCUUCUGAGAUGGUUGCCUAGAUGGAGAGUCCGACUUAUUGGGAAGCCGACACCCAUUCGCAUAUGUGAAUGGGUUGCUAUCGAGGAUCAAUGGCAUCAGUUCGGUGUAUAUACAAUUUCUAGCGAACCAUUUGGACGUCCUCUCUCCACAAUUUUUGCGAAUACCGAAAGCUACCUUUACGACGAAGAUAACGACCCAACGGUCUCAUUUCUGAGAUACAUUGACUACCGCUACCUUCGCUUUUUUUACCAUCCAGUUGAGGACAGGCUUUGUUUGAUCAGUGGUUGGAAGGAUCCCCUGUGGACUAACACCAAAGUAAUGAGAAGUGGGCUGGAUGCAGAUGAUCGUGAUAGCCGAGCUCAAAUUUUCGGCGCCAACGUCAUCGACAUACAUCAGAAGUCAAUCGCUCAACUACUUUUAGAUGAGGCAUUCCACCCGUUCUACAUAUUCCAGAUUGCGAGUCUCAUUCUCUGGUCGAUGGACGAAUACUAUUAUUACGCCGCUUGCAUCUUCUUGAUUUCAUUGUUCAGUAUCAGUGCAACAAUCCACGAAACAAAAACAACUACGGCGCGGUUAAGUGAAAUUUCACUCUUCGAGUGCAGUACUCGUGUUCUGAGGAAUGGCUUUUGGAGAUCUGUCUCCUCUCGAGAAUUGGUACCAGGUGAUGUCUUCGAAUUCUCUGAUCCAUCAUUGAAUCAUGUCCCUUGUGAUUGUCUCUUGCUAUCAGGAGAUUGUAUCGUGAAUGAGAGCAUGCUUACAGGCGAAUCUGUCCCUGUAUCGAAAACACCAUUGACAGACACGGCCUUGAAGUAUCUUAACCUGAGUGCUCCAUCAAUUCAUCCCAAUGUUGCAAAACAUUUUCUAUUUAGUGGAACUAAGGUGAUUCGUGCGCGGCGGCCACAGAGCGUUGAUGACGACGAGGCAAUCGCCUUAGCAUUAGUCGUGAGAACGGGAUUCUCAACAACCAAAGGCGCUUUGAUCCGGUCAAUGUUAUUUCCCAAACCAUCCGGGUUCAAAUUUUAUCGGGACUCUUUCCGUUACAUCACAGUCAUGGGUUUGAUUGCUGUCUUGGGGUUUAUAGCGUCAUUCGUUAACUUCGUUCGAUUGGGUCUCUCGUGGCAUCUGAUCAUUGUCCGAGCCCUCGAUCUGAUCACAAUAGUUGUGCCACCAGCUCUACCAGCUACCUUGACGAUUGGCACCAAUUUGGCUCUAUCCCGACUAAAAAAGCACAAAAUUUACUGCAUCAGCCCACAGAGGGUCAACGUCGGGGGUAAGCUAGAUAUCGUUUGUUUCGAUAAAACGGGGACACUUACGGAGGAUGGUUUGGACGUGCUUGGUGUACGAGUUGUCGUUCAAGGCCUGGAGUCGGUAUCCUUCCAUAUGGCUGGUUGCCAUGGGCUCACUGGCGAACACAGAUUUUCUGAUCUAAUGACUGAUUUGGUCUCCGCAUCCUCUACUUCUCGAUCUUAUAUCGCGAACGAUGACCACCUCUCGCCUCAUGAGAGCAUACUACAUGCAAUGGCAACGUGUCACUCAUUGAGGGUUGUUGAUGGGGACCUAUUGGGAGAUCCUCUUGAUGUAAAAAUGUUCCAGUUCACUGGUUGGCUAUAUCAAGAGAACGGCGGGCUCUCAAUGGAAUCUCAGCAGUCCAAAUAUGAAACCAUUAUGCCGCCCAUUGCAAGACCGCCAAUCCGAGUUGCUGGCGAUAGUGAUCAAGCCGAAGCCAACCAUAUUUCACUAAUAGAACUCGGUAUAUUGAGGAAUUUUGAGUUCGUAUCGCAACUUCGCCGCGCGAGUGUCGUUGUUAGACAGUUCGGAGCCGAUGGUGCGAGCUUCUAUGUGAAGGGCGCACCAGAAAGUGUGAAACCCAUCUGUCGUCCAGAGAGCUUACCGCAUGACUUCGAUGAUCUCUUAAGUCACUACACCCAUAAAGGCUAUCGCGUCAUAGCAUGCGCUGCUCGAUACGAACCAAAAUUGAGCUGGAUGAAAGCACAGAGGUUGACACGAGAUGAUGUUGAAUGUGAUUUGGAGUUUAUUGGUUUCAUUAUCUUUGAAAACAAAUUAAAACCUAGGACCGCUGAAACAAUAGCUGAACUGAGUCAUGCAGGAAUUCGAAAUGUCAUGUGCACAGGUGAUAACAUACUUACAGCAAUCAGUGUUGCCCGCGAGUGUGGUUUGAUCAAUUCAGACCAGCUGUGUUUCAUCCCAAGAUUUGUGGAUGGUCACCAUCACGAUUCUGGAUCUAGUUUGUCCUGGGAAUGCGUUGACAACCCAGCACUGAAGCUUGACCCACACACUCUCUUGCCUUCAUUGACCUCAACAAAUAUGGACCUUUCAGUGCCUUUGAAUGCCUGCAAUGUCCAGCAAUUUUCGUUGGCAAUCAGCGGAGAUGUCUUUAGAUGGAUUGUUGACUUCGGCAGUGACAUUAUUCUCAAAAGGAUGCUUGUUCGAGGAAAUGUGUUUGCAAGAAUGUCUCCUGAUGAGAAGCAUGAACUUGUCGAGAAACUCCAGUCCAUCGACUACUGUUGUGGAUUUUGCGGUGAUGGUGCAAAUGAUUGCGGCGCUUUAAAAGCUGCAGAUGUUGGCAUUUCUCUCUCUGAUGCUGAAGCAUCUGUGGCUGCACCUUUUACCAGCCGUCAAUUUGAUAUAUCUUGCGUUCCACAACUUAUCAAGGAAGGUCGUGCUGCCUUGGUAACAAGCUUUUGUUGCUUCAAGUAUAUGAGUCUUUAUUCUGCAAUUCAGUUCUCAAGCGUCAGCUUUUUAUACACAUCAGCAUCGAAUCUUGGCGACUUCCAAUUUCUCUUCAUUGAUCUAGCACUCAUCUUGCCGAUUGCCAUCUUUAUGGGCUGGACCGGCCCUCAUCCUGUGCUUUCUCGCAAGCGACCAACUGCCAAUCUCGUAUCACGAAAAGUCUUAACACCGCUAUUGGGACAGAUUCUGAUCUGCGUCCUUACGCAAUUCGUGGCAUUCAAAACUGUCCAGUGGCAGCCAUGGUUUGAGCCUCCGAAAAAGAAUUCCAAUCAUAGCAAUAUUGAAAAUUCCGAGAAUACCACCUUGUUCCUGGUCUCGACGUUUCAAUAUAUACUGAUGAGCGUCGUUCUCAGCGUGGGGCCGCCGUUUAGGAUGGCAAUGACGACCAACAGACCAUUGCUUAUUACAAUUGUCGCAGACUUAACCGUCUCAGGCUACAUGCUUUUCGAUCCAGCCAAGUGGGUGACCAAGGUCAUGCAACUGACUUUUAUAUCAAAGGCAUUCGCGUCUUGGCUAUUUACACUUGCCAUCAGUACGUUUUUCCUUUCGUGGAUCGCGGAACGCAAAUUAUUUCCCAGCUUGUCUCGAACCGUUGGUCGUCUCAAACCGCUGCUGCAGCCUGGUUAUCACAAGCAGCGCCGCCAAUACAAAGUGCUACUUGAUGAAAUGCGGCAAUGA
Aspergillus clavatus NRRL 1 is the source of this 3891-nucleotide messenger RNA. Its product is annotated as putative P-type ATPase. The record is from RefSeq and is a predicted model, not a curated record. NCBI's taxonomy places the organism in Eukaryota, Fungi, Ascomycota, Eurotiomycetes, Eurotiales, Aspergillaceae. Gene Ontology annotation, cellular component: membrane. Bases 1 to 3891 code for a protein of 1296 amino acids. Gene Ontology annotation, molecular function: P-type ion transporter activity; ATP binding; ATPase-coupled monoatomic cation transmembrane transporter activity. The transcript has 19 exons. Gene Ontology annotation, biological process: intracellular calcium ion homeostasis.